Phyllostomus discolor (pale spear-nosed bat) is the source of this 3670-nucleotide messenger RNA. RefSeq names its product sphingomyelin phosphodiesterase 4 (gene SMPD4). Bases 410 to 2890 code for a protein of 826 amino acids. The transcript has 20 exons. The record is from RefSeq and is a predicted model, not a curated record. Gene Ontology annotation, biological process: glycerophospholipid catabolic process; ceramide biosynthetic process; sphingomyelin catabolic process. Gene Ontology annotation, molecular function: sphingomyelin phosphodiesterase D activity. NCBI's taxonomy places the organism in Eukaryota, Metazoa, Chordata, Mammalia, Chiroptera, Phyllostomidae.
CGAAGGGAAGCCAAUGCACAAAGUGUAAUUGUUCCGCGCCAGGACGCCCCUUUGGAGGAGCGCUCUGAGGGCCCUAAUUAACAGCUUCUCCUGAUGCGCAUGCGCGCUGCUCGCCGCAGAUUCAGUGCACAAGUUUAGGCUUGAGGGGCGCAGAGGCAUCGCACCUACCGCGCACUCACACGCAGAAGUGAACCCAUCAACCUGGGCCACCGUCGCUUUGCGCACGCGCCAUUUGAGGUAGCGGCGCGUUUCCCGCCAGGCUAGGGGGCGUGACGCCACGCGCAGCUUGAUGACGAUACCGCGGCGCCGGGUAACUGAAUGGUGGCCGCAGACGGUGAGAUGAACGAAACUAUGGACUCCACAGUGGUUUCCUAAGACAGCCAUUUUCAACUCUCCACGGGAGGCUGCUAUGGCGUUCCCUCACCUGCAGCAGCCCAGCUUCCUGCUGGCUAGCCUCAAAGCUGACUCUAUAAAUAAGCCCUUUGCACAGCGGUGCCAGGACUUGGUUAAAGUCAUCGAGGAUUUUCCAGCAAAGGAGCUGCAUGCCAUCUUCCCGUGGCUGGUAGAGAGCAUUUUCGGCAGCCUGGAUGGCGUUCUCCUCGGCUGGAACCUCCGCUGCUUGCAGGGACGCGUGAGCCCUGUAGAGUACAGCCUCGUGAUGGAAUUUCUAGACCCUGGUGGCCCAAUGAUGAAGUUGGUUUAUAAACUUCAAGCUGAAGACUAUAAGUUUGAUUUUCCUGUCUCCUACCUGCCCGGCCCCGUGAAGGCGUCCAUCCAGGAGCGCGUGCUCCCUGACAGCCCUCUGUACCACAACAAGGUCCAGUUUCCCCCCGCCGGGGGCCUCGGCCUGAACCUGGCCCUCAAUCCGUUCGAGUAUUACAUGUUCUUUUUCGCUUUGAGCCUCAUCACUCAAAAGCCACUCCCUGGGACCCUCCACGUCCGUACUUCAGACUGCGCCUAUUUCAUCCUGGUGGACAGGUACCUGUCGUGGUUCCUGCCCACAGAAGGCAGCGUGCUCCCCCCGCUCUCCUCCAGCCCAGGGGGGCCCAGUCCCUCCCCAGCUCCCAGGACACCAUCCAUGCCUUUCGCUUCCUACGGCCUCCACCACACCAGUCUCCUGAAGCGACACAUCUCUCAUCAGACAUCUGUGAACGCAGACCCUGCGUCCCAUGAGAUCUGGAGGUCAGAAACUCUGCUGCAGGUUUUUGUUGAAAUGUGGCUUCAUCAUUACUCCUUGGAGAUGUAUCAAAAAAUGCAGUCCCCUCAUGCCAAGCUGGAGGUUCUGCACUACCGACUCAGUGUCUCCAGCGCCCUUCACAGCCCUGCCCAACCCAGCCUCCAGGCCCUCCACGCCUACCAAGAGUCAUUCACGCCCACCGAGGAGCACGUGCUGGUGGUGCGCCUGCUGAUCAAGCACCUGCACGCCUUCUCCAACAGCCUGAAGCCCGAGCAGGUCUCUCCCUCCGCCCACUCCCAUGCUACCAGCCCCCUGGAGGAGUUCAAACGGGCUGCCAUCCCGAGGUUCGUCCAGCAGAAGCUCUACCUUUUCCUGCAGCACUGCUUUGGCCACUGGCCCCUGGAUGCAUCGUUCAGAGCUGUCCUGGAGAUGUGGUUAAGCUACCUGCAGCCCUGGAGGUACGCGCCCGACAAGCAGUCUCAGAGCAGUGAUGGCCAGGCUCGCUGUGUGUCGGAGAGAUGGGCACCCUUUGUGCAGGAAAACCUGCUGAUGUACACCAAGCUCUUCGUGGGCUUCCUGAGCCGUGCACUGCGCACCGACCUGGUCAGCCCCAAGAACGCACUCAUGGUGUUCCGAGUGGCCAAGGUCUUUGCCCAGCCCAACCUAGCUGAGAUGAUCCAGAAAGGCGAGCAGCUGUUCCUGGAGCCCGAGCUCGUCAUCCCCCACCGCCAGCACCGGCUCUUCGCGGCUCCCACGUUCCCCGGCAGCUUUCUGUCGUCUUGGCCACCGGCCGUCACCGACACCUCUUUCAAGGUGAAGAGCCACGUUUACAGCCUGGAAGGCCAGGACUGCAAAUACACCCCGAUGUUUGGGCCAGAGGUCCGGACACUGGUGUUGCGCCUGGCCCAGCUCAUCACGCAGGCCAAGCAGACAGCCAAGUCCAUCUCCGACCAGUGUGGGGAGAGCACAGCCGGUCGCCCUUUUCUGUCAUGGCUGGGCUUCUUCUCAGACACAAACAGCUCCUACCCAGCCAAUGACCUGGACGACAUGGGGCAGGACAGUGUCCGCAAGACAGACGAGUACCUGGAAAAGGCCCUGGAGUACCUGUGCCAGAUGUUCCGACUCAGUGAGGCCCAGCUCGCCCAGCUCACUCUCGCCUUGGGGACGACUCAGGAUGAGAAUGGCAAGAAGCAGCUCCCCGACUGCAUCGUGGGUGAGGACGGACUCAUCCUCACACCCCUGGGUCGGUACCAGAUCAUCAACGGGUUGCGAAGAUUUGACAUUGAAUACCAGGGGGACUCAGAGCUACAGCCCAUCCGGAGCUAUGAGAUUGCCAGCCUGGUCCGCUUCCUCUUCCGGCUGUCCUCCACCAUCAACCACAGGUUUGCAGGCCAGAUGGCAGCCCUGUGCUCCCGGGCAGACUUCCUCGGCAGCUUCUGUAGAUACCACCUCAUGGAGCCUGGGCUGGCUAGCAGGCACCUGCUGAGCCCUGUGGGGCAGGGGCGCACGGCCAAUCGUGUCCGGGGCCCCAGGCUCAGCCUGCGCUUCCUGGGCAGCUACCGAACGCUGCUGUCACUGCUGCUGGCCUUCUUUGUGGCCUCUCUGUUCUGCAUCGGGCCCCUGCCCUGCGCCCUGCUCCUCGUGCUGGGCUACUUCCUCUACGCCGCGGCCAUGACACUACUGACCGAGCAGGGCAAGCCGCACCAGCUCUGACCACAAGCCAGCCACUGUCCCCACACGGCCCUUCCUGUGUUCGUGGGAGUCCACCUCCGAGCCUGAGCCCUGUCAUCUUCACACUUCUGGGGGGCGCUUUCCCAUAGCCUCUGAAGCACUGGGAAGAGACCCUGAAAAGAAGGUGUGCAGGCCAAGCUCAGCCCAGAAGGGAGCAGUGCCCGGGGGCCCCCGAGUUGGCGGGACAGGAGCAGUCCAGGGCCCGGCCCCUGGGCCUCCCUCCUCCCCGCAGUCAGAGGCCCCGCAGCGAGAUGGCUUUCCAGGCCUUUCUCUUUUUCACCCGUGUCAGGAUUUAGCCAUGUGAAGCCAGGGCCCUUGAGGUGGGCAGUGUGACAUGAGUCUCCUCUCCCCAGGUGACACCAGACAGUAGCUCAGCCUCUGGCUGCAGAGGAAUCAAAGAUCCGAAAAGAGAUCGCUGAGGAAAUUAAGUGAUGGUUCUUCAAUUCCUAAUUUUAAAACAAAGUUUUGCCACCACACUUGGCAAAGCAAGGGUCAGUCUGCGUUCUAGCAAUUCGAAGCUUGGGCAACACAGUUCGGCUUCUGAGGAGAAGAGAUUCUUUAGGAGCCCAGGUGCUGGGGGGGUUGGCGGUGGCUGUGCCCCCACCUGGCCGGAUAGGACUCUCCUCCCCUGCAGGCAUAGGGGACACGACAGGACCUCCAGGUUCAUUCUGCCAGCCUCUGGUCUACAACCAAAGAUGACCAAAAGCAUUGUUUGUACCUUCAAUAAAAUCAAGUGCACAAAGAUAGAACCUUUUGAUACCA